AUGGACAACGAGACAAUCGUGCCUAUAGCCGGCAACGACCUCUCAAUUGGGGGCGAAACCACAGAGCCUGGGCAGACAAACGAACCCAAGAUCAAUCCAUCGUGCGAGUGGUGCAGGAUACGCAAGGUGAAAUGUGAUCGUGCAAAGCCCUCCUGCUCUUGGUGUCUUCGCCAUAACCGACCAUGCCUCUACAGGGAGAGGCGGAGGCCUGGCGGCGAAGAUAAACAGAAGAGCCUUGACCUUGAGAACAGGCUGGGUCGUUUGGAUGCACUCGUCCAUGAUAUCUGGCAGCGUGUUGAAGACCACAUUACAGAGCACGAUGUCCCCCAGCGAGGCCCAGCGCUGGGGAGUUCCUACUUGAAUACCGCUUAUAUCGACCUACCUUCUGAAUCACCCGAUACUACAAUCUACCCGCUUAACAGUGAUGUAGAACCCUCCAUGGUGGGUUCAGAAUCCUCGCCAGGCCAUCUCAAUGCUAUGAGACAUACACAAGACCUGCAAAGCAUGACUUUGGCUUCGGACCCGGAUCUCCCUCCUACCGACUUACUGUAUACCCUGGUGGACCUCUUCUUCAAGCACAUCAACACUUGGUGUCCAUUGCUUGACCGAAAGGCAACCUUUGGGGUCUACUUUGGCUCGACUUCAGUCAGCGAAGGUGAUCGCGUUGUUCUCCAUGCCAUUGUCGCCACAACACUCAGAUUCUCGGCCCUGACUCCGCAUGUCAGGGAGAGGUUUCACAACAUCUCUAGCAAGGCAGUCAAGCUAUAUGCUAUUGAUAACACUAACCUCUAUGCACUAAAGGCUCUCACACUACUUUCCUUGGAUGCCCUGGGGACAUCGAGCGAUCUGGGUGGAUGGAGCCAGCUUGCCCAUGUAGCAAGAAACGCACUUCUUCUGGACAUCUCCGUCGAAAAGAAAUGCUACCUCUCUGGGCAAGGUUCUCUUCACAUCACUUCCUCUCGGAAGUUUGGACUCUCUCAGCCUGAAUCCUGGUUUGAGGACGAGGGGCGCCGAAGGCUUUGUUGGUUGAUUUAUACCUUGGAUCGAUAUGCUACCGUUGCAACAGGGUGCAAGUUCAUAAUGGCUGAGGAAGACAUGAAGCGGUGUCUUCCGUGCCGGUACGACUUGUGGCUGGCGGGAGCACCUGUCGAAACUAGAUCAAUCAGCUGCGACGAUGGCGAGUACGCGAUGAACAGUCCAGAGAACCUUGGAAGUUUCUCUUACCACUGCGAAGUUCUCCGCGUUCUUAGUCGCAUUGACAUAUUCCUCAAACAGCCAAUCGACAUCUACUCAGAGGAUCAGGUCCAAGGCUGGCAGAACACUUUCAUAGCCCUCGAGACGGAGCUAUGGUCAUGGCUUCACAGCCUCCCAGGAGACUAUGGAAAAAUCUCUCUGUUAUGCCACUCCGACCCUGGAGCUAGAGUCGUCAACUGGAUCAUGCUGCAUGCCGCUUUCGUGACAUCGACGAUCCGACUCAACUCUGUUGCUGCUUGCCCGAUCAUCCAAUCCGCAUUGUUUGUGCCGUCCUACCGUGCCAUGCAGAAUUGCCUCUCUGCGGUGGAUAGCCUCCAGAGAAUAGCCCAGGACGUACUUGACAUCGACGGCCUCUACCUCCUGGGCCCUCACUUUGCGUUUUCGCUCUGGGUUUCGGCGAGGUUGCUUAUGCUCCAUGCAGCAACUCUGAGCUGCGAGAUCAGUCCUAAAAUCGAUUUUUUUAUUGCCACCUUAUCACAGAUGGGUCAGUAUUGGCCGGUUGCGUCGAUAUAUUCCGCCAUCCUGGGCCGCGUGAAAGAGAGUGGUUGUUCAGGGGGAAAAACAUUCACGGAGAUGAGACAGUGUGCCUAUGAAGUCGUGGCUACGUUUGAAUCGACAAGACCCAGCACUCUCGAGCCUGCUUGGACAAGGGAAACUUCACCAGAUGAACUAGAUUAUGUUGAAAUAUUUAGCUUCUUCAACUAUCCUCGCCUCACGGGCAGCGCCUUCCAGGGCCGAGGUCAAAACUUUGAGGAGAUUCAAUUUGGCAAUCUUGCGUCCGGCUUAAGCUUUUCAGAACCAAUCCUCGAACAAGACUGGCUAGCUUUUGAAGCUCAACCGGAUGGAACCUUUUUUAGAGACAUUGAUAGGAGCAUAUAG
Fusarium oxysporum Fo47 is the source of this 2133-nucleotide messenger RNA. RefSeq lists its product as uncharacterized. Gene Ontology annotation, cellular component: nucleus. The transcript is spliced from 3 exons. Gene Ontology annotation, molecular function: DNA binding; zinc ion binding; DNA-binding transcription factor activity, RNA polymerase II-specific. Bases 1 to 2133 code for a protein of 710 amino acids. The record is from RefSeq and is a predicted model, not a curated record. Gene Ontology annotation, biological process: regulation of DNA-templated transcription; DNA-templated transcription. Lineage: Eukaryota; Fungi; Ascomycota; Sordariomycetes; Hypocreales; Nectriaceae.